AAUCCUAUCAAAGAAACAGCAGAGCUGUGUGGGAAGAAAGUUGAAGGAGGACGGCUCCUGCUGACACAUUCUGCUCAGCACCACGGACAGCGAACGAUUGGGAGCUCGGACACAACCUGUCCAUCGAUAUCGGAGAAUUAUAGAAGAAUCAGAGGACUGAACUGACAAUGAGGAGGAGUUUGAUUUGGGAUAUCCGCCAAUCUUAAUCAAAUCACACAGAGGCUUUGACAUUUUUCUGCUCGCCAAAGUAAGCAUGUUGUCUUGAUCUCUGAAUCCUUAAUGCAGUGUGCGGCUGGUUAAAAAAAUGUAGCUUUGCAGUGGGAAUACAACAAGUUAUUAAGCAUAGAGUUGAGAUACAACUGGUGCGGACAUACACAGUAUCGCCUAACGCAGGCAUUACUGUAGAGCUUGUAGAUCUGCCGUGCGUAAAAGCUGUGGCACCGUUCCCAGCGAUACUCCUGCUUGAGCAAAACGGAUGCAUUGUGUUUUCAGUGUCAGGCAAAAUGACUCGUCAAUAAUUAGUGUUAUUAAAGACACCGGAGGGGUGACUGUCGUUAUACAUCUGUGGUCGUUCAGAGGCUUGUAUGAAACCUAGAAAGUAGGUUACAUGCAACACGUCGUUCUCUCUGGAGCUGACUCAUGAUGCACGGUACGCAGGAAGAGGACACACAUUUCCAGUUAAAGAGUACCGGUAGGUGAACUCACCGUGUUCCCAUGAUUCUCUCUCUCUGUCUGUGUCUCUUGCGCGCACAAACACACACUUAAAUUUCAGACAAGCGACAUCUAGCAAUAGUUAAGAUAGGUCAAAGCCCUUUUUAUUUGCUUUUUAAUCUGAUACCUUGAGGCGUGGUGGCUACUGAUUCUCCUCCUGUUUCAGUUCCAAAGUAAGAAUGGAAACUAGCAGGGCAGAGGUAAAGACUUUCUUCUAAGUCAGUGAGAACAAGAGGAAACAUAUUAUACACCUGGACUCUGUGGUUCCAUCUUCCUCUCUGAACCCCACAAUGGAGCCUCUAGACCAGAUGCACUGGUUUCCCUUCUCAGCAGACCUCAACUCCUCCAAUGGAGCCACUCCCUCACCCUACCUCUUUUCCUACCCUCACCUCUUCAACAUCUCCUCCAACCUGUCCACCCAGAGUGUACCCUUUGAGGGCAGCAGCACUCUGUUGACGGCAGUCAUCUCCCUCACAGUCUUCAUGGUGGGUCUGACUGGCAACACUCUGGCCAUCUAUGUGGUGCUGCGCUACGCCAAAAUGAAGACAGUCACCAGCAUCUAUAUCCUGAACCUGGCUGUGGCCGAUGAACUCUACAUCAUCGGGCUCCCUUUCCUCACCACGCAGAACGUGCUCUCCUAUUGGCCGUUUGGCUCCUUCCUGUGCCGCGUGGUCAUGACAGCAGACUCUAUGAAUCAGUUCACAUCUAUUUUCUGCCUGACGGUCAUGUCCAUUGAUCGUUACCUGGCUGUGGUUCAUCCGAUCCGCAGCACCAAGUGGAGACAUCCCCGGGUGGCCAAGGUGGUGAGCGCAGCUGUGUGGGGCCUGUCCUUUGUGGUGGUCCUGCCUGUGGUCAUCUUCUCUGAUGUUCAGGACACAUUCAACUCCUGCAACAUGAUUUGGCCAGAGCCAAAAAACGUGUGGUCAACUGCUUUCAUUCUCUACACUGCCACAGUGGGCUUCUUUGGACCGCUGCUCAUCAUUUGCCUCUGCUACCUACUUAUUGUUAUCAAGGUGAAGUCCUCAGGGGCGCGGGCGGGCUUCACCAAACGUCGCCGCUCGGAGCGCAAGGUGACGCGGAUGGUGGUAGUGAUCGUGGUGGUGUUUGUGCUGUGCUGGCUGCCGUUCUUCAUCAUUAACAUGGUCAAUCUGGUGGUCAUCAUCCCAGAGUCCAGCACCACUGCUGGCAUCUAUUUCUUUGUUGUCAUCCUGUCCUACGCCAACUCCUGCGCCAACCCGGUGCUCUACGGCUUCCUGUCGGACAACUUUAAACAGAGCUUCAGAAAAGUGCUGUGUGUGAGGAGUAUGAGGUGCAAUGCCAGCGGUGUAGAUGAUGGCGACCCCAGCGCUCCGCGCACUGAGAAGACCACAGCACAUGAGUGCAUCUUGCUCUCCCCUCGUAACCAGGUCUACCACGACCCCCAGAGCAGCCAGAUUUCUCCUCAACCUCCAGGCUCGCCUACCUCUCAUACAGCAGCAGACCUGCACCGCUCCACCCCUACAUGUCUAUCUCCCUCCACUUUCCCGGGAACGGGACCCACCAUCGUAACCUCCACAGCAGCUUCCAUGGUAACCUCCAUGGUAACCCCGGCCGAUCUUCCCACCAUCACUGCCCUGACUACAGCCCCCUCCUCAACUGCAGGUCCACAGCAACAGUAGACAGUUGAUUUCAGUGACAAGAGAAACAAAGGAGGUAAAACAUGAUACAAGACUACAGAAGUGGAAGCAGAGAUGGAAGUUGGAGAGUUGGUUUAGCUGAUGAACAUAAAAACAAAAACGGAUGCAUUUCUGCAAUUACAAUGUAAAAAUCAAUCUAUUGGACUAUUUUCGGACACACACUUGAACACUCAUUCUAAAUGCAUUGUAGCAUUUACGCUCCGUAUCGGUGAAACAAUCUCAUGAAUAUUUUUCAUAUCUCAUAUCAUGUGUAUCGGCAUCUGUAUGAAUCGUUCGGCUGUUUACCGAGCUCUGUUUUUCUUUCCAUUGAGCCAUCUCAGUGCCUUUCCAGCCGCUCUCAGCAAUCAUCACGACUCCUAAAUGGACACAGAAACAUUAACACCUUCCCUCUCUCUCACUUCCUGUUUUCCUGUUACACAGUACUUUAGGAAUGUAUUUACCUUUCAGAACCAAAAAAAUCCAUUGUGGAUAUAUUUAAAACCAGAGGAGAAGAUUUCCUGCAGGUAAUCGGGCAUUACAGGGUUCUGUCUUGCAAACACUCUGUGAGUUUAGGCUGAAAAGAUUAGGGUAUUUUUAGAUAAAAACAUGCUUACUACAGCUUUAAUCAAACAGCUAAGCCACACAGUGUUCUAAUUCAGUAUCAAAAAUUAUCUGUAUGCUUUUUCCGUUACAAGCUAACUUCUGUUGUCUGUACUUCAAUUCAGUGGAUAAAUUGUGUUGAAUGAACUUCUAGUUUCAGAAAAUGGCUUGCUUGCUGUUUGUCAACUUUGCCUGCUCAGUGUUUUUCUGUAAACAUGUAGCCAGCAUUGAACAUAAAACCUCUGACCUCUUUGUAUAUAUGCCUCUUGUGUCUUUGCAUUUGCAUGUCAUGUACAGUAUGUGUGUGUGUGCAUGUAUAUUUGUGGCUGCACAUACGUAUGUAUGUAUAUGUUGCUCUCUCUGCAGAAGCUGGUAAAUCCAGGGUUUAUUGUUGCUAGUGAAAUUCUGUGACUAUGCUUUGCUCAGCGCCUUGUUUAUUGUACAGUAGAUGGUAUUUCUGAUCCGUCUGGCAGCACUGUACCUCCGGUAACUUUGGCCUUUGAAAUGCUUAUAUUGCAAGCGUCUAAAUCCUUUUAUUAUGAAAGGUCCUGUGUUGUUUUUGGGACAGGAUGGAAAGCAUUAUACCACAGGCGUAGAAAUACUUGUUUCUGAUUGACUGGUAGGUGCCCUUGAAGGACAUAUAAUAGGACACCUCAGACACCUUUCCAGCCAACCACAUCAACCAACGCUGGUAACCAUAGCAACAAUGUUUCUGCUUUUUGCUACGCCACUGUUGAAAUGAUGGAAUAAUACAAAACAUGAGUUAAUUUGAAUAUAAACAAACAUUAAAAAUUAUAAUUUGCCAGUAGCACAGUGAGUGGUAAUUGUACAAGAAUAAAAAAUACGCUCCUGUCUUGUUUUUGUAUGUUAGGACACCUAAAGUGUUUCUGUAUUAUCGCUUUUGUAAACAGUUGCUAUUUUUAGUCAUUGUGGUAAAGAUUAUUCAAUAAAAACGUAUACAAGAAUCAUAAAACGUUUACAUCAGUGGAAUGAGUUUAAUGCAAUGGCGGAGUGAGUAUGGGUUUAGAAAAUAUCAGUGGUGGAUAGUUGUGCUUUUUCAGACACUUUUUAUCUGUGUAAAGAAGCUGAUCAGGUGAAUAUAAUGAGUGGAGACGAUGACAGAGACACUUAUGGAAACUUGCAAGAAGAAAAAAAUCUAGACUGUUCAUAAUGAAGGCUUUCACAUGCAAAUGCAGAAACCAUGUUGUAUAUUUUACUGGAUUAUCUAUAGUUGUUCAAAUGCUUCAGUGCUGUAUGUUUGUUGGGUUUCUUUGAAAUAAAAUUAUGUGAUCAAAACCAGA
Messenger RNA from Dicentrarchus labrax (European seabass), 4267 nucleotides. RefSeq names its product somatostatin-like receptor F_48D10.1 (gene sstr5). Gene Ontology annotation, cellular component: membrane; neuron projection. Bases 1002 to 2369 code for a protein of 455 amino acids. Gene Ontology annotation, biological process: neuropeptide signaling pathway; cellular response to glucocorticoid stimulus; regulation of insulin secretion. The record is from RefSeq and is a predicted model, not a curated record. The transcript has 5 exons. NCBI's taxonomy places the organism in Eukaryota, Metazoa, Chordata, Actinopteri, Moronidae. Gene Ontology annotation, molecular function: neuropeptide binding; somatostatin receptor activity.